Mya arenaria is the source of this 3723-nucleotide messenger RNA. Its product is annotated as protein asteroid homolog 1-like. The record is from RefSeq and is a predicted model, not a curated record. The coding region runs from base 193 to 1266 and encodes 357 amino acids. The transcript is spliced from 2 exons. NCBI's taxonomy places the organism in Eukaryota, Metazoa, Mollusca, Bivalvia, Myida, Myidae.
UCUAUUUCAAAACUAUGUGCUGUCCAUAAGCUCUUUCUGGUCGUCUAAAGAGUUAAUCGAAAUUGUAACGUAAAUAAAGUUGGGUAUUUAAUCAUUGAUAUUUGUAAAUCGGUGAAUGUGUAUAUAAUGAAUGGAAGGUUGGACAGCCCCUCAAAUCAAGAGCGGCCGAAUCCAUAUCCUGUAAAGUGAAGGAUGGGUGUGCCAGGUUUGUCUACACUGAUACACGACAACAAUAAUCUUUUUAAAGAGAUCACACUUCGUAAUACUCGACUCAUCAUUGAUGGCUCAAAUCUGUACCACUUUUUAUACAACAAUCAUGUGCCAGACGAGUAUGGUGGAAACUAUGACACUUAUGCAAACACGUGUACAACCUUCUUCAGAACCCUCAAGAAAUGUAAGGUGGAUGCGUAUGUUGUCAUGGAUGGCGGUUAUGACCCAGAUGACCGUAAAUGGAAAACUGUCUUAAAACGUAAGGCAUCUAGAAUAAUAAGCGCUGCUACAAUUUAUGGCAGGGGCCCCGAAGAAACCAAGGAUCAUGUUCUGCCGAUUUUAUGUGAAGAAACUUUCCGCCAUGUCCUGCGUGAGCUUCAGAUACCACACGUCACGUGUCCAUAUGAGGCAGACAGAGAAAUAGCAGUGUUGGCCAAUAAGUGGAACUGCCCUGUUCUUAGUGAUGAUAGCGAUUUCUUUAUUUUCCAGCUGAAAAAAGGAGUUAUACCUAUCAAAGGAAUCGACUUGCUAUUGCGGCCUCUCAAGACACAGACGGAGCAGUCUACCUUACAGGAAUCAGAGACUUUACCAACCGACCAAGAAGAGUUAUAUAUCUCUGUGAAACGUUACCAAUAUAGCACAUUAAUUAAGAUUAUCAAUGUUCCAUGGAAGUUCCGACCAAUUCUUGCUACAUUUAGUGGUAAUGAUUAUGUAGACAGCAGUAAAUUGGAAGAUUUCCACAAAGCGAUACGAUCGAAGCAUAAAAAUAAAAAGCUUAACCUGAGAGCAGCCAAUCCAAGAUUGAUGUCGGUCGCACAUUGGGCAAUGGACAUACAAUCGGAAGAAAACGCUAUUAAUUACGUAUUAAAACAUGUUCCCGUUGAGAAAUCAAACAUGCGAGGUGCACUUAAGUACUCUAUAGAUAGCUACACAGACAUCGGGAAUUUCGCUUCCAUUGAUUUGGCCAAGUUCUUCGGUGCAAACACAGAUGACAAAUCGAAACUAGAUCGGGGAAUGCUGAUUGAUUACGUCACUAAGCAACCAUUGCCAGCUUAGUUUUCCAAGAUGUUAAGCACAUGCGAAAUGGCAACUUUUCUGCAGAAUGUAGCAGAUAGAAUACGUGAUUAACCCGUCCACUUAUGAAUGCUCCCAGCACAUCAGAAGUGUCCUGUAUAGUUUAAUAACGCAAUUCAAGAGGCCCGAAUAUACAGACUAUAAAAGGAAAAAAAAAUAACAAACGACAUAAGGAAAUUUUGCAUUGAAGAAAAUGACAGACUGGAAUACGAAAUGGUAAAGGUCCGUAUUAGGCCUACGUUUCGAAAUGUCCCGCGUACCGUACAGGAAAAGCAAAAAUUCAUUUUUGGCACUUUAGGACUGAAUUCUGAACUAAUCAACUCUUUAUCUGCCGACCCGUGUACCAAGUUCCUUAUAGGUGUCCUGCACUUUUGGUGGACACAUGCAGAUCCAAAGAUUACAGAACCUAUUUGAGUUCCGCUGUUAUUGGCUUGAUUUCAUUGCACUCUCACUUCAUCCAAGAUAUGAAAAGUAGUCCAGAUGCUGGUGAAACAGUCAAACAACCAUGCUUGGUUCAAAGUAUAAAGAAUGCAAUCGAAAACCAAGAUAAAACUCUGUUGAAUCAGUUUGCUAGUGAAAUAAAGAAACACAAAGACAAAAGUAUCGGUCAAGCACAUUCGGGCAACAGAGAUAUAAGGAUAAUUCACGGCUUCUCACAGUUGCAGACCUAAACAACUAAUUAGAUGUUAUUGGCUUGAUUUGCACUCACUUUAUUCAAGAUAUGAGAAGUAGUCCCUAUGCUGGUGAAACAGUCAAACAACCAUGCUUGGUUCCAAGGUAAAACUCUGUUGAAUCAGUUUGCUAGUUUGCUAGUGAAAUAAAAAACACAAAGACAACAGUACCGGUCAAGCAUCAUGGGGCAACGAAGAAAUAAAGAUUAUUCACGGCUUCUCACAGUUACAGACCUACUACCUGAGCGCCUUGUAUCUGAACCAGGCCCUGAUGUCUCCAGUUGACCUUCCCAGCCCUGGCUUUCUCUUCAAUUGUACAUUCAUAUACAACGUUUGCAAAAGUCUUGAGACUUUUCAAAAUGCCGACUUUUCAGACAUGUUCGCUUGGGAGUCACCGCUGCAUGCUUUGUUUAAGUCGUGGAAACCCACUGUCACCGAGCUUGAAGAUGGUGCCGCCCGGCAGUUGACGAGAAAGUAAUAUACCAGAGAGAAAACAUGGAAAAUAAUCAGAUGCUAGAUCUGUAUUGCAUCACAUAUACGGUUACAAUCACUUUUUAGUGGACUCAAAGAAUACUAAUUUCGAUAUGAAUUUCUAAACUAGCGAUGAUUUUCUAGAUUAAACUUGAAUGGGAACACAAAUUUAAAAGUGAUAUUCUCGACAGGUUGCCAUUUAGAAUUAAGCCUGUUUGUUUUCCAUAUUUAUUUUUAAUUGUAUAUGUUUAAUUAUGUUAAUUAUGUCUAUGCAUCCCGUUAAAAGUUGAAAUCACAACAAAAUCAAAUAAAUUCAGUAUCUACGAGAGAGCAGUGAUAUUUCAAAUACAGUAUUUCAUGAUUUCCCCUUCAUAAUUUCGCGAAUUUACGAUUUCUUAAAUUCGUGAAGUUGAAAUCGUGAAUUCGGGAAGUUGAAAUAGUGAAAUGGUGAAUUCGUGAAGUUUAAAUCGUGAAUCUGUUAAAAGGAAAUCAUGAAAUAAUGAAUUUGAAAUGUCACCAACGGUUUUUCCUAGUUUUCUACCAUUUUGCAAACUGCCGUUUUCCACUACAUGAACAAGUUGAAAUAUGCUAUGGUUAUUAAUACUUAAAAGUUGCUGUAUUGUUGUCUAAUUGCUAUUUAUACUAUUUAAUAGUAUUAUUACACGUAAUGUCAAUUGAAGUGUACUAUAGUUUUGAGUAGAAGCAUUGCUCAUGUGGCCGCAUAAAGGGCCGGAGGGAUUCAAUGAAGUGUACUUGCCUUGACAAUUAUAGUGACAAUUUGUAUCAAAUAAUGUUUAUGAUUAAUUUAUUGUUGAGAUAUAAAAUUUUAAAUAAUUUUGAUCUAAACUCAAAAAAUUAUCAGAAUGUAUUGAGUGUUAGGAGAAUAGAUAUUCAAUGACCCAUUUCUGAUAGAUAAAUUGUUGUUUCAAUUGUCUUAUUGUUAAUCGAGCAAUAUAUUAUUUCUGACUGGCUGACUGUGUUACACCAUUGCUCUGUGGUCUUUCAAAAUAUUUCAGAAUUAUACUCGACUCUAAAUAUUUGAAGGCGCCAUUUGCCUCGUUUCCAUGAUUCAGCAUUCUAUUGGACAAACACUAUGUAUAGUGAAUAUUUUUGGCAAAAACAAUCAUCUAAAAUACUACAUUCGCAUUCAGCCAUUCAGAUCUUUGUUUGAAUAUAAAUGACAUUGUUCAGUAAGUUCAUGUUGUUGUGUUUUCUGUAAAGUGAUGAAACCCAACUAUUCUUACUUUAAACAUUUUAUUAACAUUUCCUAUUUAUUUUUGUGCAGACGUAAACUACA